AUGGAAAAUAAGGGUCUUUUCCACAGGUGGGUGCAAAUUCGUUACUUUUCUAAUUAGCGCCCCAAUUCCAGAGUUUUGUGGUCUUGCAUUCACAUCGUCUUAAUUAUUUACACGAUUUACAUGGUGGUCACAUUGUGGGAGAAAUUUCUAAUCCACCCAACAGUCACCACUUUAGUCAGCUCCACAUAUCCUGUUCACCAAGUCCCAUUUCCGGCAGUCUCAAUUUGCAGUAUAAACAAAAUCAGCAAGAAACGGGCCCAAAAUUUGGCGGUUACAAUAGCGAAUCAAACCAGGAAAAGUCCUGAUGAAAUCAUGUCUUUUUUGCAUUUCAUUGGCCAAUUGUACGAUUUUGAUUUUCAACCAAACACAGUGACUGAACUUCUCCUUUUUCAAAAUAUUCUCGAUUCUUUGCAAAUCAAAAUUGAUGAUUUGGCCCGACAAAUGGCCACUCCUUGUGAAGACUUGUUGGCUAGUUGUUGGUGGAGGAAUGUUGAAGUCGAUUGCUCCACCAUUUUUUACCAAAGAUUGACCUACGACGGCUUUUGUUGCGUUUUCAACUACAUUAAAAUCACCAAAGAAUUGACGUACAAUGAAAACUUUGAAAUUGACCAAAAACCGGUCACUACUGAUGCUGGCGUCGAAAAUGGACUUUUUUUCGCGGUUAAUAACAAUCUCCGAGAUUAUUUUUACUCAACUAUAUCAGCUGUCGGAGUUAUUAUACAUAUAUUCAAUCCGACCGAUUAUCCGGAUAAAUUAAGUGGCGAUUUAACCGAAAUUCUCACUCAUCCGAAUUCGGAAAAUUUUAUUGAAAUUUAUCCAACCACUUUGAUUUCAGUGAGAGACAUCGGCGACUAUUCACUCGAAAAGCGCAAAUGUAUUUUUGACCACGAAAGUCGUACCAGUUUUGGAACUACUUAUACGCAAAGCGAUUGUAAUAUAGAGUGUCGUAUGUUGAGUAUAUAUGCCAUGUGUCAAUGUGUACCAUUUCUUAUACCACUUAGUAACGGUAGUACUAUGUGUACUUUGGCCGACGUUGCUUGUCUCAAUAGAUAUAAAGAAAAGUGGUCUUCAUUGUACCCUUAUGAUCUUGAACCUGGCCCCUUUUUGCUAAAAGAACGUCAAAAUGGGUUACGUUGCGAAAGUAAAUGUUACUCGUCUUGUGAUGAAACGUUUUACAGAACUCAUGUAAAUUCCUUUCCUAUUUUGAAUCAAACGAACGAUAAUAACGUUACUCGAAUCUUUGUUUAUUAUUCGAAGAGAUUCUCAGAGUUGUAUCUUCAAGAUGUUGUCUAUUAUUGGUUCGAAAUUUUGAGUAAUAACAAGUUUUAUUGGUCUGAAACGUUUUAAUUGCUUAUUUCAGGCAAUUUUGGCGGCAUUUUUGGAAUUUUUCUUGGUUGGAGUUUAAUUUUUGUCAUCCAACUGUCGACUUAUUACACCCGACAGAUAAUAGUGAAAAUCAAAGCAAAUAUUUAA
Tribolium madens (black flour beetle) is the source of this 1473-nucleotide messenger RNA. RefSeq names its product pickpocket protein 19-like. The record is from RefSeq and is a predicted model, not a curated record. Gene Ontology annotation, biological process: sodium ion transmembrane transport. Gene Ontology annotation, molecular function: ligand-gated sodium channel activity. NCBI's taxonomy places the organism in Eukaryota, Metazoa, Arthropoda, Insecta, Coleoptera, Tenebrionidae. Gene Ontology annotation, cellular component: membrane.